AUGAAGCAACCCAGAGUGGACUUCCUUCCUUCGACUGGACUCCACGAGGAACCAGAGCUUUGGUACCAGCAGCGGCCCCCUGCGCCCGUCCGCCUCCUCGGGGAGUGCAGACGAAUUUGGGCACCGCCCUCCAGUGUUACUCCUGCGAGGACCAGGGCACAACAAGGGCUGCCAGUGCGUGUAGAACUGCAGAACCAUUGCUGGACCGAGCGCGUCGAAGCCUUCGGUCUCCUGACUGUCACCAGCAAAGGCUGCAGCUUGCACUGUGUGGAGGACGCGAGGAAUUCCUUCGGGAGCAAGAAAAACACAUGCUGCUGCACCAACCUGAGCAACGCCAGCGGGGCCCACGCCCUGCAGCUGGCCGGCAUCACCCCAGAGCUGCUUGCUGCUCUCGGCCGUCGGCCACUCUGGGGCCGGGCCCAGCUGUAG
Rangifer tarandus platyrhynchus (Svalbard reindeer) is the source of this 429-nucleotide messenger RNA. NCBI's taxonomy places the organism in Eukaryota, Metazoa, Chordata, Mammalia, Artiodactyla, Cervidae. The record is from the annotation of a GenBank genome assembly.